AUGUCCUUUAAAUCAUCCAUGUUUGUCAGUCCUAACUAUACAUCCACCGGCAAUGUAACCGAGGAGAGGAAUGUCGAGUCCACCAGCGGCAAAUGGAAUCCCUUUGCGGCCGAAUCCACGCACCGUCCACUGCUUAUCGGGGACCCUCACGACUCGUCGCAGCCUGACGACUUUAACAAUAUUCUUUUCGAGAAGCUCGCCAAGCUCUCGGUGUCAAAUAACUACCCGUCUCAGACAAGUAAGCUCGGUGAGUUCCGCAACCGUCGUCCGUCCACGAGCUCGAGUUUUGCCGAGUCCAAGUUCCAGUCCUUCUUCCCUGAGGAGUCCGGGGUUAUCGCCGAGGAGUACAACGCGUUCCACUUACCCAUGGAGUUGCAGGGUGGGGUAUCCAACAUCUCUACGAGACGGCCCAGCUAUGCCGCUGAAGUCUUUACCAGCGGCGGAAGCUUCGCCGCAACGACCAACGAUGCUCCCCAAAACGGAGGAACAAACCCGUUGCUCGGCUCUAGACCCAACGGCAUGGAUUCCCAAGCGCCCAUUUGGGGCUACAAGGCCCAGGCAUACCCAUACCUGCUGGAUAGCUUUGGGAAGCCGUUCGAAUACGCGCCCGAAGCCCUAGAACCAGCGGCGUACGCCAAUCCGGACGACAGAUUCAACCAGUACAACUACCCACGGCUGAACGAGUUCAACCAGUAUACCCCUGGAAACACCUAUGACGGCUCCAGCCAGGCGUUCCAGCCGUAUCAGCCGUACAAGACCCGUUUGAACGAGUUCCAGUCCCGCAGACUGUCUCAGUUUGACACCGCCAGCUUCGCCUGGAAUGGAAGCAACCAAGGAGGCUCGCAGAAAGGAUACGGGUACGGCAACUCUCAGCCCCCACACCAAGACCAGAACCAGUAUGAUCUGAACCACGGAAACAGAUUCAGCCAGGGGUCCCACGGAAGGGGCCAGCAGCGGUCAAAUCGCAGCCGUCACUCAGUUAGCUACGCCCACUACCCGAACAAUAACCACAGCCCUGGGGCCGUAAAUUUGCCCUCAGACCCCAACCAGCUCGUGAAGUUGGAUAGCGGAUUGUUGUUGACAAACAACUACAUCAUGGCCUCGAAAGACUUGAAGCAGAUCUACAAGCAGACUUUGCCGUACUUUGGGUACUGCACCACCGGCGAAACCUUUGAUACCGAAGAGGCCUCAGCAAAGGAGGAGGCCGAGAAGAGUCUUACCACGGCCAAUGAAAUCAUGCUUGAACUAGACGAUUUAUUGGAUCCCGAAAAGCAUUCCGAAAUCCAAUCGCUCGUGUCGUUCCUCCGAAAUUUAAACAACUUGUCGCCAUACACCAGACACAGCAACAGUCACGGGGGCAACGCAAACGGAGCUAAUUCUAGCACCCGCACGUUGCUUCUCCUCACGCUCGUGAUGAACAAGAACGGGAAGAUGGAGAUCUUGUGCUUGCCCAACUCCAACCUCUUUUUGCAGAAGCAUGACUUGGUGGUGAUCGACGGCGACAGGGGAAAGGACCUUGUGAUGAUCUUGAAGCCCAUGGUGGACUUGAAGUACGCAAUCUUGUUCAACUUUUUGCGGAAACGCGAGCACUUGAAGUCAUUGUACAUCCAGUCGUCAGAGGGUGAAGCCGAGGGCUCUGCCACCACCACUUCCACCACCGAAGACAACGAGUUCAUCAUCUCCUUGCCCACCAAGCAGGUGCUUCGGUUUGCCACCCCCCAAGAGUGCCACCAGUUGCCGAUGAAGUACAUGGAGGAGUGCAAGAGCUUCCUGUUGGCGAAGCUCAAGAUUGAGGAGUUGGGAUUGGCCCACCACAUCACGUUGAUCCAGUCGGAGUACCAAUUUGACUUCAAGAAGUUGAUUUUCUACUACUUUGCCGGCUUCCAGCGCGUGGAUUUCCGGGGGUUGAUCAAGGAGUUGUUCAAGGUGUACAAAACCCGUAUCUGGUUGUGUGCCGUGCUACCUGAUUUCCAGGAGAGAGAGCGUCUUAAUACGACAGGCCCCAAGCCAACGACAAUCACCUCCAUUGAGGACUUUGAGGGCUUGAAUGAGCACAUCUGCGACUUUCACAGCUUGAACAUCCUUAGCUUGGUUCAGCAAUUGAAGAAGGAGAUCGUGGAGACCAACUUUUAUGGCUUCAAGAAGAUUAACAUCAGCUAG
Molecule: messenger RNA, 2160 nt
Organism: Babjeviella inositovora NRRL Y-12698
Lineage: Eukaryota; Fungi; Ascomycota; Pichiomycetes; Serinales
Gene: PSP1
Product: Psp1p
Exons: 1
Coding region: 1-2160 (719 amino acids)
Cellular component (GO): cytoplasm
Source: RefSeq, a predicted model, not a curated record